CCAAAAAAGUUCAUAAGCCGAGAACAAAUUACUUGUCAGCUGACUAUCGACUUUCCCAUCGAAUCAUCAACGAGUGGAAUUCACUACCUCAGCACGUGGUUGAGGCUCCAUCCGUCGACUCUUUCAAAAGAAAGUUGGAUCAACUGAGAGACCACCAUUGCCAGGACUAACAUAGGCCAUCGAGCCUCCUGUCCUUCCCAAACUGAAAUUGAAACUGAAACUGAAGUGCUCAGCAAUUUUCACAGUCGACGAUACCCCUGAGGCGUUUUUGUUCAUGUUUUGCUUAUUGUCUUUGAUUACUUGGUUAUCUAUAAUAUGUAUAUUAUAUGUCCAAUAAUAUUCGAACUUUUUUGGCAUAAAGUAGUUUUUAAAUUCUGUUUGCAAAGUAAUAAAGAGCCGCUAGUCCUGUGAUGUUAUUAUUAUUAUUGGCUUUAUGAAGAUAAUAACACGAAACGUAAUAAUAUAUUAUCAUAUUUUUGGUACAAUAUAGAGUUCUCAGUGCAAAGUAUUUCAAAAAGUUUCCUUUUCUUAUUCCUUGGUUGAUCUCGAUGAUAAUUAAUGUGAUCGCCAACUAAAAGUUAGUAGUUUAUAAAUCGACAUCUGAAUAAUGUACAUUAUUUUUGAUGUAUAUUACCAGCAACCACAAUGUUUCUGAUUGUGCUCUUCCCUAACUUGUACAGCGAAAGGUCGUCACCUUCCAAAGCUCCCAACUUUGGGAAAAUCCCCGAAGUGAAAUAGCCUUCCUCAAACUUUGGGGUUUUUGUGCCAUUUCUUCAAAAUGUGCCAAGUUUUCUCCAAAGUUGGGAGCUCGGGUUUUCACAAACUCACCCGACUAGGUUGUGCAAUUAAUUGACAUGAUGAUCUGUUGAAACCGAAAAACAGGUAACUUGAUGGAAUAUCUGGAUGGCAGAAAUGGGUAGCCCAGUUAUUCAAGCAGACCACCCUCAUAAAUCCCAGUCGCUGAGCUUUCAAAAUUUAUAGGUAAUCCAUAGUACUUAGCAUUAUUAUUAUUACUAUUAUUUCAAGUCAGUUCCAUGGACCAGUUAUUUAUGUUCAUUUACUGUAAUUAACUGGUCAGGAAAAGUAUCACGUAAUAAGUGUCCCCAGGUCUUUCAAAAAAUCUGGCACAGUGAUCACUGCUCGACUGUAGGUUGUUAGUCAUCUAGGAUUAUUUAAAAGUCCCUAUUUAGGGUGCUUUUUGAUCCGCACCUUUUAUUGCUUAGUCUGAAAUUAUGGAUAAUGAUCAUAUAAAUACCAGAACACCAAUCACACGCGAAAGAUUGCGUAUUGAAAAGUCAAAGUUCAGUCAUUACACCCUCCCAAAACUUUGCUAACUCUACGAUCACAAUUUACAAUAUCGUCGUGACUAAAUACGGUUGCUCGAACCAGAACUAUAGGAAGUAUCUUUGCACAAACCGCGUCCAGGUAUCCCUAAUUUCGUUUUGUUGUGAGUAAAAUACAAGCGGCCGUCAUAAUUGUUAUUGUCGUAGAAUAGUUCAUAACAAUCGAUUUGGAGUUGUGCUACGGCGGUUUAAGCCCCAUAGGUCUUCGUCUGUUUUUUUUUUCGCUUACCAUGUCCGUUAGCAUAUGAUCAUCAAGCCAAAACUCGAGCACAACCCACCGCAGCAUCUUAAUCAAGUCAUCUAGAUCCAAAUGUACUGGUACGUCCGAGGGUGGACAAAAUCAGCCCUACCUUUUGAAAUACUAUCUUAUGGUCACGCGUAUACAGCCAUUACAAGGAGAGUCCUACUCACCUUGUGUUGUUUACGAAAUUGAGAGAACGAAAAGCGAAUGUCCGGCGCUUUAGCCGGGUCGAUGGGUACAGAAGAUCUACUCAGGGGUGUUGGAAAUCCUUAAUUUUAAACCAGUGGUGCACAUGGACUCCAGGAUCCUGAGGGAACAAAUGGCGUAUGAACCUAUUGUUGGUCACCGGCUAUCAUAGGGCUGCAUCUCCUAACGUUGCUCCACUGUCUUAUGGGUUAAACCUCUAGGUCGAGGACUUGGGGUGUGGCCCCCUUAGAAAACCACCUGCAUGGGUUUGGCGUUCGGGCAGUAUUCCAGCCCUCACACAAAUCGAAUGACGAAAUGUGGCGCACAUAUAUUUGGUGCAUCUAUGUACCUAUAUUUAUGUUGAAAUAAAAUAUUAGCAUGUCACAUACAUCAGUCUUCAAUAGUAAGGAUAUAAGGUCAGCCGAGGCUUGUGAAUCACUGCAAUUUGUACUGCUGUGGAGAUCCAAUCUGUCUUUGAAAGUAUCUGUAGAAGGUUCUGAUAUUCCGUGUUCUGGUAGAGAAUUCCAGUGAUUCACUACUCUGUGCAAGAAACGGGACUCUAGACGUAAACUAUUUGACCUCGGCUUUUUGAAAUUUAUUGGAAUGUCCUCCCAGAUAAUAGUCUAAAGUGGAAAAAGGUAAAACAUGAUACCAAGAUUAUCGUUCAGUAUACCGUAAGCCAGUAUUAAUUCACCUCGUAACCUGUGAUAAGAUAACGGAAACAAGUUGAGACGUCUCAGUUUGUUUUCAUAAGACAGGCCAGAGAGACCUUAAAUGCUGAUAACUUUAAAGGAAAAUAGACGGGUAUGACCAUAUUGCUAUCGAAGACAUGAAUAGAUUCCAUAACUCUUGAGUAAAUUGAUGCUUAGCGUAGUUAGAUGUGAAUCACUAUUACUGGACAGCAUUUGCCAAGAAUAAGUGCUAUUUCAUAAGAAUUUCCACCUUAUGUUCUGGUGCUUAGAAUAAUUUUAAUUGUCUUCGUAAGGUUCAAUUGUUGUUGAACAUACAAAGAUUGUUACCGAUUCCUGGUCGUCUACACUGUAGACCUGAACAGAAGAGGACUUUGGGAAUAUGGUCGCAGCGCUCAAUGGACGCUUUCUUGAGGCCGGCCACAUGACUUUUUGGUGAGUAGUUUCAGACCUUACGACUAGGAACGGAAAUUUUAGGACAAACUGGGGUGUCAGUUUCGGGACCGACCCUUCCUAACUCCCCGUUGUGGGAAGGCAGCAUCACUGCGGACAUUUAAUAGAGUUGCCUUCGAAUCAUUAAAGUGGUGCUCAGUCUGUUAUAAAUAAGAACUGGCUCAUCCAUACAAAUGCCUGGUUCACUGAACUUGGUUUUCACAAAAUGUAAAUGGAGAUCUAAAUAUGUGUAUCGACGAUAGUGAAGGCUAAACAAGGAUUUAAUCUAAAAAUGCAAGUGAUUAAAGCCAUCACGUUUGGAUCUUGGGAAAAUUUAAAGAAUGAGCACAAAUUCCGGCCGGUGUCGUCUAAAAUUUCCAGUCAUAGGUAGAUGUCGCUAAAACGAUAUGCUCUAGUUACCGUAGUCAGUGUUCCAAGAUGGUAACACCGACUGAAUUAUCGUCACUAUGCCCGAACGCAAAUUGCUGAAUUUCAGCUGUAUUAACAUGGUGUUAGCGCUGGCUAUCAACACUUUUAGAGACAACGGUGACCAAACACGAAAUGUUUAACAUCCUUGGAGAGUUCAGGUUUCACAAGUAUAGGGCAGAACUGUUCUCACUUACUCGUAAACCGGACUUGCUACAACCAGGCUAACAUCACGAUGGGACCAAAAAUGCCUCAGAUCCUAUUCCUCUACCCCCCUUUGUUUUUUCGCAGUGUUAUCUUAUUUGUGUACCGCGUAUAUUUUUAUUGCUCACUUGUGUUAGAUUGUAUGUGAAUCUAAUAAAUCAGUAAAAACUAUCUAAACAAAAGCAGUUCUAGACAACUGUUUGUAUUUUACUAACAAAUAUAUCGUCAAUGAUACCCUCGUGAUCUGUAUGGUUUAUGUACUAUUUUUGUUCAGCUUCUUGAUAGUGUUCGGCAUUAUUAUGUAUACUAUUAACACUACUCAUCUGAUCCCCAUGAUUCAUGUAUUGUAGUGUAAUGUCGCCUACCACAGUUUGAUUGAUGACCAAAAAUUUCUGACUUUGAAAGAACCAUUACACAAUAUAUUCCUCAGAACGAGUCCUAUCAUUUCAUUAGCAUCUUCACCUUUAAAACUUGGAAAAUAGCCCGGGAAGUAUUCUCCGGAACAUAAGCAUGUUAAAUCACAUAACUGGUCCGAUUUCUAAAGUAAUAUCAUUCUCAAUCACAAUAAUAUACGAUGCCAUUGCUUCACCAUAUCCUGUCCCUACAUUCUUUUUAACGACGAAUCCGUAAUCUUCGCUAUGAUGAUUUAUAAAAUUUUCACUAAUGAUUAACUCGGAUUUGGUAUUAACCAAGGAAGAGGUUACUGUUGUAUUCGUAAAGGGGAUCCAAUUCUUACAUUGUCCGUGGGCGACUGAUUCUAGAUACUUAUUCUAAAACCGUGGUAAGGGUCAAUAUGAUAGACUUAAGUAGCAUUUUAUGUUGUCAACUUAUAUGUUAAUUUGCCCAGUCGUUUCCACUAGCUUAACGGACUUUUUGUCAGUGGAUUUUCCUGUCAAAUCUCAUUUAUUCUUGUCUCUUUAUUUCUUACUCAGCUCUUAUGGCAUGCGUUAGGCCGAGAUCUUGAAAAAUAAACAUAACGUUUGCAGUUAUGAACUUGCGUUUUAUCCAUCCAGAUAGUGAAGAAAGACUUGGUUUCGACCUGUCAGAAGAAGUACCUGAACCCAAUGAGGACGGGGGUUGCGGUAGCUCUAUUCUACAGUUUUCGACUUCUGAUUCUUUCCAUUCUGUGGAGCAACAACGCCAACACCUUCCUGUUUUCACCAAAAGAAGUCAGUUCUUAUAUCUCCUUGAAAAUUCCAGGGUUUUAGUCGUUACUGGAGAGACUGGGAGCGGAAAGUCUACACAACUUCCUCAAUACGUCUAUGAAGCCGGUUGGUUGGACUCAAAAUCCAAUAAUUUUAAUCCAUUUGGAGUUACCAUGGCUGUGACACAGCCAAGGCGUGUAGCUGCAUUAAGUUUGGCUACACGUGUAGCUGAAGAGAAAAAUUGGCGAAUCGGUAAACAAGUUGGAUAUAUCAUACGUUUUGAAGUAAGAGUUACCAUACGUCGUCGCUUUUUCCGCUGACUUUUGUGUAUAAGAGUCUUUCCAAACUGGGUUAUUCCUCUUUUUUUAAUCUCUGGCAAUUGUUUGGAUAUAAACCAAAAGUACUCCAUCUUAAACGAAACAAGCGCAAAUUAUUAUGCUCCGGAAAUUUGAGUGAAGUCGUCGUGGAAAUCUAACUGAAAAAUAUUUCUUUGCUCAAUUCGCAUUUUGAAUGUCGACGUGAAAUUAUUUAAUUUGUUGAGAGCGAAAGCUAUUUAGACAUUUUAAAUAGUUAACUUUUCAAAGGAAUUUUUCCAAUUAGCUUUUUAUCAUGACUCUACAUAUUUCGGAUUCGAAAGGUUUUUGAAAUUAUUGAUAAACAAGGGACUGAUUAAAAGAUGCAAAUUAAUAGGAUAAUUUUACUACUUUUUUUCAACCUCUAUUAUCCAAUAAAUAAGUUGAAACAUGUAUUUAUAAAUUAACAGACUAUUUAAUGACUGGCGGCAAGUGUUGGAGACAAUGGUUAUUUAAGAGUAAAGGGACAAGAAUGGCAAUUAGGAAAGUGGGAGGAGUAAUAGCUCAUUUUUAGUUCACUCUAGUUUGUUUGAUUAACAUAUUAAAAGGUAGUUAGAAUAUGUUGAUAUUCAAAGUAUUGAAAGCCGUUGUACAAGUAUAUUUUGUACACAGAGAUUUGGGAUUCAUCCCAUUGUUGAAUAAAAUAUAAUUAUAGAUUGUAAUUUAAAAAGGACGAAAAUAUUUGUCUUAUGGAGCAUAACUAAUGUCUUCUUUAAAUUGGCACAAUUAGCCCACAGGCUGCAUGGAUUAUACUUCAGGGUUAUUUAUUUGUGUAUUAACACCAACGUUUAUUCAGUGUAUUAUACCUACUAUUCGUGUACGAAACGAUAAUAGGUUAGAAGGUUAAACAGUGGUUCGUUUCCUCAACCCAUCCGUUCUGAUUAAUUUAUUAUGUGUAUAUUAAACUGUAUUCGAAUAAUUAUUGCUAUUGCGUUGUUUGUCUCAAUAAUUUGAAUGCUAUACUGUUGGGGAGGUUAGAUCCCCAGAACUCACUUGGUAAAUGCCUUAAUUUUAUAAUUUUAUUUUGGAAAUUUAAAUUUCCUUGUUUUCGCCUCAAAAGCGCUCUUUUCACCUUCAUGUCGUAUUUCCCACUUGGGAGAAUCUUUAACGCUAUUGGUCCGUUGUGUAUUUUUAGUAUGCUAUUUUUGCAACGCUUCUCAAGGACAGUUUUAUGCUGUACAUACACGUUUGAUUUGUGUCUGUUAUUAUUCACUCGUGCUUCUGGCUUACGGAAUAUACUUUCCCGUUCCAAGCUUGGACUACUUCCUCUAGUUAGCGGGGCUGGGACGCAUCAGAAUAUCUAGCUUAUUGGUCUUCGGUCACAAAUGUUUGUUCCGUUCGCAUACUAAGUGAACUCGUAAUAGCUUCAAACCUAACAAAUUUGGCGAUGGGGAUGGGAUUGGAACCCAAAACAUCAUCCCAUAACUGAUUGGGGUAAUAUUCGUAUUUCUUCCAACAAAAGUAAUAAAGAGUGUCCUUAGGAUUCGCUAUUCAUAUUAAAUCUUCAAAUACUAGCCUACCUAAAGGAUUAAUAUCCACUUUGAAUCGUGCAGGAGUGAAGUGUGCUCCACUUGUAACUUUGGAAAGUCAGUCUACGGAUCUGUGAAAUUUAUGAUGCUUUAGAAAUAUGUAAUCCAUUUUAAACGCGAGUAAAUUUAUAGACUUUUGUGUGUCUAACGAGUCCCCGUUUCUCCUGUACCCAACUUCUUGCAAAAAACCUAACAGUAUCAAUUCCUUUAUCUGUCUUUCAAUUAAAUUCGGUUUAAUAUAUAUGGAUAUGUUUUCACAAUGUUUUUUGAAAAAGGAAUGUUGGACACCAAAUUCAACCGUCAUCUCAUAUCUUACCGAGGGUAUGAUGAUACAGGAACUGUUGCGUGAUCCGCUUCUUACUCGCUUCCGUGUAAUCAUGUUAGAUGAAGUUCAUGAAAGAUCUUUACAAACAGAUAUUUUGUUGGGUCUUAUUAAGAAAGUAUUACGUAAAAGGCCAAUUGACUUGCGAGUUAUAAUCUCUUCUGCUACUUUAGAAGCUGAAAAAUUUAUAGAGUAUUUUUCAAAAAUGAAGAUACCUGAAGUUGAAACCGAAAAUCAAGGGCUAAAAUUAACUCCUGUUUCACAUUUAAAUGUGGAAGGACGUCAAUAUCCUGUGUCCAUAUUUUACUCACUUGAUCCCGUUCCUUGUUAUUUAUUUGCAGCUAAAGAGACUGUUUUUCGGAUACAUGAAACAAAACCAUUAGGUGGUGAUAUACUUGUCUUUGUCACAGGUAAACAUUCUGGAUGCAAAUAAUUGUUAAAUUAAGAAUAUUACUCAAGCUGUACAAAAUUUUCUUGACUGUUUUUUCACAGAUGUCUAAAUGUGAUGUAUGAUAGACUUUACUUUUUACAAGAAAUUUCAAAGGAAAGGUUCAUUCACAUCAUAUUAAUGUACAAUUCAGAAUUGCAGAAACAUAUUAGUUGCAAAUGAGAAAAAAAUACAGUUAGAAAAAUCAUUGACAAUUUUUGUAGCAUACAACAGAACGAUUGUAAUUUAGAGAAACCUGAAACCUGUGUGUAUUCAAGGAAUAAUGGUUGUUUUUCUUACUCUCAUUAAUCUUUAAUCCAAAAGAGAUUUCAAAAAAAAGUUGAAUAGUAUCUCAUCACUACUUGCGUUAUUUUGAUUUUAUUCGAUUCUUUGAUAUGUCACAACAUAGUCAAUACACUGUGUACGAUGAAACUUCAGUUAUCAUGAUGAUCGAUAAGAGUUGUACAUAGCAGUGAUGUGGGUUUUUUACAACUUAAAUAUAAUUUGGAAGAAAAAACUGCCAAAUCUUAACUCCAUAAGUGAACGGUAUCUCACACACCUAACGAUACCUAGCUCUUCGGUGUGUACUAAUGAACUGCUUUUUAACCUGUCUGGAGGUUAGAGAUUUUCGAUUAUUUCUCAAAGGACGUGUGUAUUCAGUGAGAAUUGUCUUCCAGUUAAUAAACAUUUUAUCACCCACCUGACUUCAGCACUAAUAGCUUGCACACGUUUUACGUAUAACAUUCUAAUAGUUUACAUUGUAAGCAUUUAAUGCCACUAAAAUGGGAUUGAAAACUAGAGAUGAGCAUUUUGUGACAUGGUACCACAGAAUGAAAGAUAGCUGCGUUGAAUUAACAUUUGAUAACAUUUCACUACAGCUCAGUGGGUUAAGAGAUUAUCACACUUAACUUUAAGUAUGAGUCAGUAAUAAUUCUACUGUAAUUUGUUUUUGUAUUCUUCAUAACCUAGUUAUACAUUUGUACUGAAUGAAAUCAAUAUUGAUUAGUUUCUUCAUAAAACUGACAUUCUGUCUCUUAGUGAUGUAGGUUUAGAUCUCUGAGAGUGACAAUAGUUCCUCAAAGAUUUCAAAAAUAUCUCGGUGGUAUAAAUUGGUUCUGGGAUGUAUAUGGGCUUUCUAUUGAUCGUUUUUAAUCAGCUGGUAUUUCUAGGUACCGAUUUGUAGUGAAUAAUGAUGUGGUUUAUUACACCGACAGGCAUAUAUAUAUUCAUGAAAAUUGGUGUUUAAACCUUUUGAGCGAAAUGAACAAGUGAGUAUUAACGUGCAGAAUGCUUUUUGAUUAAUAAGUUGUAACACACACAAUGAAGUUUUGUGCGGAACUGUUUUUCUCAUUUUAUCGGUAUUUUGGUAUCGUAUUAAAUAUCUUAUACUGAUAUAUAAAUAGACUUGACACUAAGUUUUCCCAGGAAGCUUAUAGAACUGCGAAAGUAAAUAUUUGCCAUAUGAGAUUAGUAAUAAUAUCCACAUAUAUAAAUGCAGGAACAGGUUAGAAGAGGUCAUUUGGAGUUGGGAUUCAAAAACAUAAGGGGUAGGUGAUGCAUUAAUUAAAUGAGGUCCGGAGACGGAUAAGAUAGCUUGUUUGAUAAUUUUAGAUGUUAUGAUGGAUUUACAUAAGAUCACUGGAAUGAAAAAUGAAUAAGCGAGAAUUAAGUGAAUGAAAACGUAUAAGUGCAGGAAUGGUUUUGGUGUACAUAAAAUAAGAAUUAGUUAAGAGAAGACCCCAUAACAAAAUAAGCACUAAUAAAAUAAUGAUAAUGAAAAAAUAAUUUACCAAGAUAGUGAUAAGUUUAUUACUGUUUCUUUCUAGAUACAGAAGUCAGGUUUGCGGCUUUUAUUGGUAUUGUUUCGGCAAACCAAAAAACUGCGUUUUUUCGUCUGCUAAUGAUUUUGAAGGCUUAUGAAAUGUCAGUGGUAUGUCUUGUGUCAAAUAAAUGCCGAUCUAUUGCACCUCUCAGUUCCACGUUCUUUGGAACGUGCUCGGAAACGGAAAUUUAAUAUCAUAAUCGAUGGAUUCUAAAUAGUCACUUGAAAGAUGCUUGUUAAGAUAGACCAAAUAAAUUACUUCUACUACUAUGUCCUCUCACUGAAUCUCACAAUAAACACAUUUUGUUGUAAAUUUGAAUAAUACUCUUUUUAUGUAUGACUAAAAGAUAAUAAUGAGUUUAAAUUAUUUGACCUAUGAGUAAAAAUUCCCCAAAACUGCAAUAUUCAAUUGUUACAAAGAUAAAAUUAGGUGAAAAGUUCAUGGUCAUAUAGCAAAGGUCAAGUGUGAACUCUACAUUCAAUGAAUAUAGUCCACAAAAAUUAACAACAAAUCCCUGCAUUAACUAUAAUGUUUGCUUUAAAAAAAUUAUUGUUACACUAACAAUCGAUAUGAUAAAAAUUAAUCUUUUUCAAAUAUCUGCUGUUAAAAGUAAACUCAGAUAUGUCGUUAAAAGUGAAUUAUCAAAUAUAAUGAAUUCAUAUUAUUCUGCAUCAAUGUUUGUUCUGGCUUUAUUCAAAUUUAUAAAAGGAACCAAUUCCGUCAAAUUCAACAUGUUGUUUACUACUCACAUUACUGACUCGACUCAGUUUUGUUCGCAUUUCAGUAUUUUUCUUGCUAAGUAGUAAAUACAAUCAGUCUGUCCCAAUUAGUUGUUUUUUUCAGUUUUUAUCUCUAAAUAGUACGUCAUAAAAUCUACUUUGUUAGGAUAUGUUAUGAAUCAUGUCUUAUAGACAAGGAAAUUUCAUCCUUAGUCUCUGUUAAUUACAAUUAUUAGUCUAGACUUUAUUGUGUCUAUUGUGAUUAGGCUUGUUCACAUGACCUGAUUACUUAGCUGCAGUAUUUAAGAUUACGUCUAUGCAUCAAAAUAUUUUGCUUAUUUUGAGGUAGAUGUACUAUACACUUUAUUUCAAUGUUCCAUUAUUGAUUGGUGUGCUUUGUUUAUCUCCCGCUACAUACUACUUCAGAGAGGAAAACAUAAUAGAAGUACUUUUUUAUCAGUUAAGACUUUAUGCUAUCAUAUUUUUGCAAUAACAUCGUGUGCGUAUUUAUACUUUGUUCCACAACUUUUUAAGUUUUUUUUUACAUAAUCAACUGAGUUGACAUCAUGUUGAACAAUAUACGAAAAUUGCAGAAAUCUGUUCCUAUUGGACAUCGAUAUUAGGAAUUGAUGAUAAUAUAAAGAUAUCGACUUUUGCUUAACAUAAGUUUUUUAGUAAUGAUUAUGCAUAUUGAGAUUUCUGUAGUCGACAGGUUGUUCUGUUUUGAAGGAUAACUGAUAAGUAUAUACUCAGUAAUUAUUUAUUUUUCUUUUCUAUUCAUUGGUCGCAUUACUGAUAGAUUUGACAAGUUUCAGUUGACAUACUAAUUUAACUGAUGACCUAACACAAUAAUUGUUAUAAAUUUGAAUAAAUUUGCUGCUGAUUAAGUUAAUAUAUAGUUCUUUCAACCUGAAAUUAUAUAUUGGUUGUAGUUUUAGAUGAACAUGGCUAUUUUGUAACUGUAACGUUGUGGGUAUUCCUGUUUAUCUUAUUAGUGUGCGUUUUUGUACGAAGUUGUACUGAAACGAAAUUUGGUGGCAUUAAACUCAUUUGCGAUUUUGAUUCGUGUUUCUUUUUUGGAAAAUACUUACAUUCAGUUUUAUUUUGAUUCCCAAGGUCAGAAUGAAGUUUCCCAACUGGUUGGCAAUCUAAUUGAAGAAUAUCGGAACCGCAAGGAGCGUUUCUUAAAUACUCAGCAACAAAGUUCCAAAACAAAGUUACCUACUAACUACCCACCUUUACGUUGCUUACAGCUUCAUGGUUCCCUUCCUCAACAUGAACAGCUUCGUAUUUUUGAACGACCAACUCGGUCUUGUCGUAAAGUUAUUGUGGCCACUAAUGUUGCGGAAGCGUCAGUUACAAUUCCUGGGAUUUCUUAUGUGAUUGAUUGUGGCUUUUCAAGAAUUCGAGCGUAUAAUCCUGUUAAUGGGCUUGAAGCUUUAGUUACUAUACCUACAUCUCAAGCUUCAGCACGUCAACGUGCUGGUCGAGCCGGACGUACAAGAACUGGACAGGCUUAUCGGCUUUAUACUGAAGAGGCAUACAAUAAACUAUUGCCACGUUUUACACUACCAGAAUCUUUACGUGUUGAUUUAUCUGGUGCCUUGUUACGCUUAAAAACGCUUGGUAUCGAUCGUUUAGCUCAGUUUGAUUGGCUCGAUCCACCACCUGCAUCACAUGUAGGUCAGUCUGCUGAACGACUUGUUGCUUUAGGUGCUCUCGAUGCUAGUUCUGGUCAUCUUACAAUUCCUCGUGGUUUAAAAUUAGCAGAAGUUUCUACAACGUGUGGUUUAGACCAACCUUCAACUGCAGCUGCAUUAUUAGGUGCUUGUGAUGAAGGAUGUUCUCAGGAGAUUGCUGCGAUUGUCUCAUUAAUGCAAAUUCAACGAAUAUUUACGGUUUCUGAUUAUAAACACACAAGUGAUCGUAUUCGUAGGCAGACGUUCGGUUGUCAGCAAGGUGAUCAUUUAACAGAGUUAAAUGCAUUUGUUGCUUACGAGAACCAAUCAAAAUUAUUGUCAAAGUCGGAACUUCGAACCUGGUGUCGAGAAGUAGGUUUAAAUGAACGUGGGCUAGCUCAUGCAGUUAUACUACGUGAUCGAAUUGGCUCCAUGUUUCAUCGUUUAAAAUUGCCUUGGGUAAAAGCAGAGCCUGAAGGAAAUCCUAAUCCAGUACUAAGGGCGCUUGUUCGCGGAUUUUUUCAUCAAGUAACAAUUUGUCUCAUUGAACUUUUGUUUUUUAACCUUAUAUAAUUCUUUUUUAGGAUAGUGUUUAAUUGUUUUUAGAAAACCUCAGCCACUAGUACCAGUUUUCUGCAACCGUAAAGUUUAAAUUCAUGAUAUAUAUUUUUUCCUUUGUACGGAUGCUUUUCAUUACGGACUAGUGUUAGCUAAAAGAAAAAAAACAGAUAUUUUGUUCUAACUGGCACUUCUAAGCAAAACUCACGCAUCCAUACUGGAUCAAACCAUGAACAUUUAGGUUAUCCAAUGUUAACUAUCCCAUUCAUAAACAGUAAAUCGGAAUUCAAUAGUGUUCACUUCCAAAUUAAGUGAAUUCACACAUAUUGCUAGACAAAUAUCCAUUACCAUUGGUGGGUAGCUAACUAACUGUAUUAUUCUGAUAUGGUUUGCAGUAACUGCAAUUGUUGUAGUGACACUUCGAACCCAGAUACGGCAGUUUCCUCGACAUCCUCACAACUGGACAUGGUUGUUUCAAUUUAAAUUCAUUCAGUGAACAAUGAUUUUUUGUGAUAAGUGGAGAAAUUUAUUCUCCGUUUCAAAGCAUACUUUUAUGUAUCUUCUAUGACAAUCAAUUUGUUUCGUUAAAGUUACAUAUGUUCAAUUAUUUAAUUGUUUGUUUUCAUAAUUGUUGUUUAUCACGAAACUGCAUAUCCAAUGCUUGGAUGAAGUUUAUCUUUCUUUAGAAAAGAUAAUCUCAUGUAAUUAAAUUUGAGUAUACAUAUAAAUGAAUUAUUGCAAUUAGUUCCCUCGAUAAACUUUUGUAAAGUAAUAACAACAAAUAUUGUGGGAUGCAUUGGAUGUAUUUCAUUAUUUCACGUGUACUAAAUCUUCCACAUACUAACUGAUUUUUAGAAAUAAAGAAAUGUUAGAUGUAUGUAAUACUAUGUGUGAAAUCCAUAAAGUCAUUUACUACACCGGUUUCAAAUAAUUACAAAUAAUUUUCAUAUUCGUGCAACCUCAAGUCAUCGAUGACAUGAAUAGACGAGAAAGAGAGCGAGACUAUGACAUGAUUGAAUAUCAAAAAUAUGUAUAAAUUGUCAUGAUUACUAUGAGAAAAAUGAAAGUGAUAAUAAUUACCCAAAAAUAUAAUAAAGUGUAUCUUACAAAAUUAAAUUUGUCAAACAUUUCAUUUAUUAUUACAAAUCAGCGUAUAUAUAAAAUGAACUUUUUAUACAGUUCAUAAAUUUAGCGAUAUUUGAUAUAAGAAUUAUACUUUAUGUUCAAAUAUUGCAAUAUGUAGUGACCAGAAUAAUGCACAAUAAGCAGUAGAUUCUAAUCUAUUACCCAACUGGAAUAUACAUUGUGUGAUUUUGAUUUCUUAUGAACAACGAGAGGAACACUUGGAUAUAGACAUUCAUAGUCCUAACAUUGUAUAUAGGGUAAUCCAAAUAUCUUUUUGGUAUAUUUAAAUGAAAUGUGAUUAGUACUUCUGGACUAGUUAGAUAAGUAAUAUCAGCGAUGGAUACGAAGUAGCAGUGAAUCGAUGUUUGACCCUGAUUUAGGGUUUCUCAGGGACACAAUAAUAAACAAUUAGAUUCCGACCCAGUGGUUUAAUGGCACUGUGCUUGUCUCAACACUUGAAGAUCAUGACUGGUGCUACGUUUUGGUCCGGCCACCCCUAACCUCCCAACCUACUCCUACACUAAAUAACUUCGCCUAUCGAGUUAGGUGAUGGUUAAGCAUAUGUAACACGUAUUCCGACCACUUUAGUUGAUCACCGUUCACUACCUUGUCAACUGACUUGCCAUCUUCACCUAGUACCCUACCCCUAACCUCGGCGUUGCUGAGUCGUUGGUCCUAAAAUACGCGAGCCAUGUGUUGGAGGAUUCUUAUGAUUGAAUACUAGUAACCUACGAAUAUCCUCUACUAUUAAUGGUCAUGUUUAUGAGCUAUGAAGUAGAAUAGCGGACUGCUGCUCAGUAAACUCAUCCUUCGAUUGACAGACGGGUAUUUUACCUACAUCACAAGUUGGCAAAAUCAGUUGAGCUUUCUGAAUCCGUGGCCGGGAUUCCGCCGAACAUUAGACCAUGAGGACUGAUGAAAAUUCCAAAGCAAAUUAAGUGGCCAGCACACUUAACCACUUCACUUCCUGUCAUUAAUUUAGUUGCUGACUCAGGCUUGUCUCUAGGUAGCAUUUCGCAUUUGGAGGGAUACAGUCGCAUUUCAAACAUGCUUAUAUUUCUGCUUAGGGCGGUAAGAAGACUGAGUUUUGUUAGCCUCUUGACCAAAUGGUGCUAUGUUAUCUACGUAUUUUAAGUCAAUAAGGAAGUCUCCUGAUAAAAUAUCGACCCAUCUUAAGCCAGAUAAUGAGAUUGUUAUCUCUAAAAGAAUGUCUGUGAAAAAUUUAAAUAAAAACUAGAAAAUUGCAUAGUCUUGAUAAACACCACUUGAAGUUAUCAGCUCUAACUUAACCAUUAAUAUUCGAAUAGAAAGCCUGAAAAAGGCUGAUGCACUAUAAAGAAUUUGAAAGAAGAAUUCGAUAUCUACUCAACUCUUUCUAGUUCCCAGUUCUGUAGUUAAUAUAAACUUUUCGCACCGAUCAUCUUUAAAACGAACAAAUCUCUAUAGAUCACACAAGUGUAUAUAUAUUGAUAAAAUGUGUAUGAGGUUCAGUUCUGUGAUGUAUGUGAAUGAUAGCCUGUUAAAUGUCAUUUUAGUUAGUGUAUUUGUUUCAUGUAGUUUAUUUAUUUAUUUGUUUUUUUUUACAUUCUAUUAACAAAAGGCUGCUCGUCUCGCUUCAUCUGGUUCACAUUAUUUAACUGUAAGAGGAGAUCAUCAAUUACGCUUACAUCCUAACUGUAUUUUAUACUCAUCUACAACACGGUGGCCUGCUUAUAUCUUAUUUACAAAUGUAUUUCUCACACCUAAUUUAGAUUAUAAUAAUGAUACUAAAUCAAAUAAUAAUAAUAAGAAUGACCUGUCAAGUACUUGUAUCAGUGGUGUCAGUGUUAUACAACCAGAUUGGUUGCUGGAAUUAGCUCCACAUUAUUAUCAAUUCGGUACAGAUAGAGAACAUUUAGAACAUUCUUUAGGAAUAAAAAAAUGAUGUAUAUAUUGGUCAAACCAACUAGUUAUAUAUAUAUAUAUAUAUAUAUAUAUAUAUAUAUAUAUAUAUAAUUUCCUUAUGUAUAGUAAAAUGUAGUCUUCAUAUUUGAAGGAAGCAAUCAGUUUUUGUUAAAAUUACAAGUGGUCGAUGGUUAUUAACAUUUAUGUAAAUAUAUUUGGCUGCAUUUCUUUGUUUUCUACCAAAUUAUUCUGUACAAAUCCAAUCUUGAAAUGUUUUGUAUUAAAUAAAUCUAACGGUUUGGUAUGAUUUCAUUAUCUUCCAUUUGGGCUAGAUUUAUUCGGCAUGCGUAGAAGUAAAUAUAUGUUUGUGUGUUCAAUCACUUUCUCUAUACAUUACGCGUAAAUUCUGAUGCUUUAGAACAUCAGAAACGCUCCGUACAAAGUAAAAUGGUAGUAUUUUUAAGAAAUUGAAAAUGGAAAGGUUUUACAAUUUUUAAGUCAGUUAACUUUUUAAUAAAGGGUAUUGUACGGUUGAUGAUCCAACCGAGACAAAUAACUUCUUGUUUAUGAUGAAAAUAAUCGGAAACUAUUCUGAACCAUAUUCUAUAAUAUCUCAAACCAUUAGUUUCCAUAAUCUCUCCUUGAUUUCACAAUCAGGGAGUUUUGUUGGACCUGAAGUUGCUAGUCGUAUGAAGCUAUUUUUCAUACUAAUUAGAGUCGGCAAAUAAUGGGAACUGUGGAGGCCUUUAGAGUGACAUGCGUAACGCGUAACCAAGCUACUGAAUCCUAUCUGUUAAGAUGGUGACAGUGCUCGAACACAUUGCUGAGCUCUAGGAUAACUAACAAAGUGUCGUCUCUAUGUGUGAACAAUUUAUUGAAUUCAAUGGUAUUCGAGUGCAGAAAGUCACCGAGCAUCUUCAACUUGGAGGGGUCAGUAUUUCGUCGUAGAUCAGAAAUACUCCCAUUGACAUUGUACAUCCCAACCUUUAGGAUCAAACUAAAAUAAUAACAGGUGCAGAAAUAACCUAGAUUAGUUUAAGCCGCUCUAAUCUUCACUACCUAUAGAUUGAAUUCAAAUGACAUAACACUAACGAUACUGACAGCUACACAAAAAUACACAUUCCCCAUCAUAAAUUAGUUCGUUCGCAAUCUCGUAGCGUUCUUGUGAAAGUACUUUUAAUUUUGAACGUACAGGUUAAAUGCUGUAUUUAAGGGCGGUAACUGUCUAAUAAUUACGUACUAUUGGGGUAGAAUGGAUAUCACCGCACUAUAAGGUAGUGCCAUUUGCGUAUUUGAGGUUGAAAAGUUUCUUACCAACUAACAGGUCUAAACCACUAUACUUCUCGGGUUGUUUCUUUAAGGUUAUCGAUAUUUAUCCCUUUAUUGGGUUAGAAAAAUGGGGAGAGUUGGUUGUGCUGCCACUUUAUCUCUAUUGCUUUUUUAUUCUUCAACAUGUUAAUAAACUUCUUGAACACAUUUGUCUUCAAUGGACAAUAUCAGGACGCAGUCGUAUUCAACAGGUUGGUAUCGACCUUGAUGUCAGGAAACAAUGAUUGUUAUCCUGAAACAAAUGUGGUAGCGCUCUGGCAUUUGAUAGAGAGUCAAGAUGUGGUCAGUGGGUCGAAAACUAGUCUUUGAACAUAACUAUGAUAUUUGGUUUUAACAGGAUUUGUACCUAGUUUAUUUAGAUCAGUCCAUUUAGGACAAUGAAUUUGUUGGACUCUAAAACAAAAGAUAAGGGGAUAUUAUUGUAGUAUCAAUACGGAUAGGUGCUCCAGUUCCGUACACAGCCACCCUAUCGGUAACCGACGACUUCGAGCAGAGCAAGAAUUACAGGUAGCAAAGAGGUAGGCGAUAAUAGGAAAAGAAGUUGGUGCUGAUCUGAAAUAGAUUGUAAAUCUCACAGAGCUUUAGAAAUCGGUCAGCGUUAUCCGAUCUGUUGCCAACAUUCCCCUUCAGCCACCCAUACGAUUCUCAUCUGCUCUUAAACCCUAGGCCUACAUUUAAAAGUUAUUUAUUUGCUCACUUGGUUCGAAAUAAUAAUAAAGAAAUUGUGUGAGAUUUCUUCAAAUAAACUUUUAUGGAGAUUCUCUGGGUCCUUCGGAAAUUUCUAGAAAAAAAGACAAAUCUUAAUGAUUUCCUGUCGGUUGUGGAGAUUUGGUUGUAUUCUCAAUAUAUCUGUAACUUAUUAAUCAAUACAUUCCCAAAAAUGUACAAGACUAAAAAAAUCAAUUAUGACUGACCAAUUAAAUUUAUUACAAUGAUUUUACAAAAGACUAAUUGUUUUUUUAGUAUCGUUUAAUAAUCACUGAGUCAAAACUUAUUCUCAGUUACAGUGUUAUUUUAAAGAUCGUUGCAUACUCCGAUAAGUAUAAAUCUAUUCCUGUUAUAUACCAGUGAAUUGGGGACAUCUGAUAUUGAAAUCGUCAGUUUUCAGUUGAACUUAUUAUCUACUUUUCCUAGUGAAUAUUUUCGUUGUUUAUUAUUAUUUUUACUGUAUAUAAUAGAAGAAAAUUGAGUAGAUAUUGUACAGCAUUUGUAAAGAAAACAAUAAUUCCGGAAGGAAAUUAUCUAGUUUUAUUUUCAUCUAAUUAACUCAAAACA
Molecule: messenger RNA, 17689 nt
Organism: Schistosoma haematobium
Lineage: Eukaryota; Metazoa; Platyhelminthes; Trematoda; Strigeidida; Schistosomatidae
Product: ATPdependent RNA helicase
Exons: 5
Coding region: 6791-7303 (170 amino acids)
Cellular component (GO): intracellular anatomical structure; catalytic step 2 spliceosome
Molecular function (GO): RNA binding
Source: RefSeq, a predicted model, not a curated record